AUGGCUUUUAUGCUGGCUCCGUGUCCUUUGUGGUCGUGUUCUGCUUUUAUCCCACAUUCGCGAAUAUUUUAUGUUAACCAGCUUCACAGCGCGGUGUCACGUGUUUGUUUUGUCAGAGUGGCACAUCUCAAGCCCUUGUUGGCAUUUAAACCGUCACCCACUGUAUUACAACCUCGACAUCACUUCAGCAGCCUUGUUGAUAGAUAUACCCUGCACUCCAAAAUGGCGCCCCAAUUCAAAUAUUCCCCAUCCAACCUGGAUCACGUCGAAGAUCUCGAGAAAUAUUGGAGGGGCGGUUUCCAUCCCGUCCACAUCGGCGACAAGCUUGAUAAAGUCAACACAACGACAUAUCGCUACGAGGUUAUCCACAAGCUUGGUUAUGGCGGCUUCUCAACAGUCUGGCUAGCUAACAAUCUCAUAGAGGGCGGUUACUUUGCCCUCAAGAUUGUGUGCGCCUCUCAAAGCUCUUAUGGUCCCGCGCCGUCGGUCAAGGCUAUCCUCGACAGCCAUCCCGCCAGGAUCUUUGUUACGGAGAUUCGUCGUUUUGCCAUCUCGGGUCCAAAUGGGAACCACAUCUGUCAGGUUCUUCCAUUGACAGGACCGAGCUUAUUGUCCUUGAGUCGAGUCCCCUAUCGUCUUCGCCCUGCUGCCUGCAAGACACUUGGUCGACAGGCUGCUCAGGCCCUUGCAUUUCUUCACAAAAAGGGAAUCUGCCAUGGUGACUAUACCGCGUCCAAUCUGGUGUUGGCCGUCUCACCCGCUUUUCACCGACUGACCAAACCACAGCUCCUCCAACUUCUUGGAACUCCUGUUCAGGAUCUGGUACAUCCCACCGGCCCUAAAACAACAUCUGCGCCAAAAUACGUUGUGCAACCAGCGGAUCUGUCCAAGCUUGGGUCCUCGUAUCUCACAGAGACUCUAAUGGUUGUCGACUUUGACCAGAUAUUUGGUUUCGGCAAAACUCUCCCGAGCGGAGUACCACGCAGCCCCGGCUUCAAUCUCGGCACCCCUCUGGUCUAUCUUGCCCCUGAGGUGAUCAUAGAAGGGGCCGCCGGUCCAGGGUCAGACAUCUGGGCACUAGGAUGCACUCUGUUUCGCAUGAGGGCGGGCAUGCAGCUGCUGACGGAGUGGCAUUCCAACAUUGCGUCCAAUGUCCUUGAGGAUAUCUUUGAUGUGGUCAUGGGUCGACCGCCGUCGAAGUGGAAGAGACUUCAGUUCGGGAAGAAUGGUUGGCCUGUGGCGUCGCCUAGGUCGGGCAGUGACAAGGCUAUUGAUACUCUCGAGUUUGGGCAAGAGGCGCCAGAUCCGGAGGAGGAUCUCAAGGCUAAGGUGUGUGGAAUCUGGGAUGAGAACCGGUCAAGGUUGGGAGCUGCGCUCAAACCCAACGAGUCGCCCAUCUUUUGGAAGGUCGAUCCAAACGUGGUGCCGCACUGGGGGAAUGUUGAGGGGGGGUUCCCGCAUAUCCCGCCUGCUGAGGCGUCGCAGUUUCUGGAUUUGCUGAUGAGGACUUUUGAUUACGACCUAAAGAGGCGAAUCACUGCUGAUGAUAUUUUGAAGCAUCCGUGGGUAGCUGGUGUUAAGAGGUAAUUGGUGGGGGUGACAAGGUGGCGUUGAUCAAGCAUAUUUAUCGAAGCGACUGUCUUCUGGAGUCUAUGAUAUAAGUUCUUGUAUUCCUUAGUAAUAUGGUUCGGGG
Molecule: messenger RNA, 1693 nt
Organism: Podospora bellae-mahoneyi
Lineage: Eukaryota; Fungi; Ascomycota; Sordariomycetes; Sordariales; Podosporaceae
Exons: 2
Coding region: 1-1587 (528 amino acids)
Biological process (GO): peptidyl-serine phosphorylation; spliceosomal complex assembly; regulation of mRNA processing
Cellular component (GO): nucleus; cytoplasm
Molecular function (GO): protein serine/threonine kinase activity; ATP binding
Source: RefSeq, a predicted model, not a curated record